Sturnus vulgaris (Common starling) is the source of this 1198-nucleotide messenger RNA. The record is from RefSeq and is a predicted model, not a curated record. Lineage: Eukaryota; Metazoa; Chordata; Aves; Passeriformes; Sturnidae.
GUUUUUGGCCGUCCCGGUUUCGGCUCUCGUGGCCAAUUUUGGGAUCCCCAAAUGGGCUCGGGAGAAAAUCGUGAACGGGAUCCAGCUGGGCACUCACCUGUACGCCCACGGCGUCUUCCUGAGCCUGUCCUGGGCCACCAAAAGCCCCUCCUGGGCCACCUCAGGACCUCCUGGGCCACCUCAGGACCUCCUGGGCCACCUGGGAACCUCCUGGGCCACCAAAAGCCCCUCCUGGGCCACCGAGAUCCCGUCGUGGGCCCGCGUUGGUGCCAUGUCCACGGCUCUGAUCCUCACCGUUUACAUCCUGACCUUCGCCGUGGGUUUCCCGGCCAACGCCUUCACCUUGGCCGUGCUGGUGGCCAAACGGCGCCGGCGCCCGGCCCCGCCCUGCGGCCACCGCUGGCCCCUUUUGGGCUCCCUGAGCGCGGCCGACGUCCUCCUGCUCAACCUGACGGCGGCCGAUCUGCUGCUGCUGCUCUUCCUGCCCUUCAAGAUGGCCGAGGCGGCCGCGGGCAUGGUUUGGCCUCUGCCGGCGCCGCUCUGCCCGGUGGCCAAUUUCUGUUUUUAUUCCAGCAUGUACCUGAGCAGCCUCACCUUGGCGGCCCUGAGCGUCCGGCGGUACCUGGGCGUGGCUUUUCCCCUGCGGCUGCAGGGGCGGCGCCGGCCCGGCCGCGCCUUGGCCGUGGUGGCGGCCAUUUGGCUCCUGGCCGGCGGCCACUGCUCCGUGGUGUUCGUGGCCGAGUUCGCCGGAAGGGGGGACGAGGGCGCGGCCAACGGCACCGGGGGCAAAUGCUACGACGACUUCUCGGCCGCCCAGCUCCGCUUCGUCCUCCCCUUGCGCCUCGAGUUCUUCUUCCUCCUCUUCCUCCUCCCCUUCUCCGUCACCGUUUUCUGCUACGUCGGCUUCGUCCGAGCCCUGCUGGCCCGCCCGGCGCUGCCGCCGGCCAAACGCCGCCGCGCCGUGGCCUUGGCCGUGGCCACCAUGGUGAUUUUCGGCCUCUGCUUCGCCCCCUACAACGUCUCGCACGUGGUGGGGUUCUGGCAGGGCCGCAGCCCCGGCUGGCGCGUGUACGCCACGCUGCUGAGCGGCCUCAACGCCGCCAUCGACCCCCUGGUCUUCUACUGCUCGUCCGGAGCCGUGCGGCACGCGCUGGGCGGGGCGGGCAACGCGCUCAGGGCCUGGGCCUGGCCCAGAUGA